AGCAACCUCCACUUCAAAGGAUCACAGGGUUCACGAUAUUUACAAGAUAGCUUGUAAAUAGCUUGUAGCUGUACAAGUACCUCGAGAAGCUGCUUUAGAAGGAUCGCAGCUAGAUCUAGUUAGUAAUGGAAGCGGACGAGAGGCUGCGUUGGCUCGAGGCAAGGAUAAGCUCCUCACUGAGGCCCAGAGGCGAGGAGCUGAGAAACUUCUUUGCAGAUGAAGAGAACAGGGCAGCGUUUCUGGCAUUCUGUAACCAUAGUGAGUCCAGGAGAAUAUUUAUCCAUCUGACUAGCGAUGAGGGUCAGAUACGAGUGGACUCCUCCCCCCCACGAGCUCUCUCUGACAAGUCGUUGUUCUUUCUCAAGUGCAGCCAUGCCUCCAAACUGAACAGGGAGAGUAUUGGACAUGAUGUCGUUUAUUCAGAGUGUUCAAGAGUACCUCUAGACCAUCUUGAGCUAGUAAUGAAGGAGGUAUAUCUUCCAUUAAUGAGUCUUCAGAGCACCACUCAACAGAGGGCGUCAGGUGACAAGCUCUUGGACCUUAUGCACAGGCUAGUGGGAGCAAUGCAGGUCACCAAGGGAUACAGUCAAGGCAAAGUGGUUCUUCCGAUGCCUUCAUUAGAAGUGUUGGCUGAGACUGCGCUGAACUCAGAUAGGAGAGUGGCAGUAAUCCAUGUGCUAGAGUCCUCGGUUGUGUCAUGGAUGAAGCAAGUUAAGAUGGCGCUUCAUCUUGACUGCAACUCAGCUAUCAAAAAAAGGCAUGGAAAUUAUGCAGGACCACUAGCGGAGCUAGAGGUUUGGAACAGAAGGCUUGUUACUUUAGAGUCCGUGCGAGAUCAAAUGGACUCUGUAGUUGUGCUAAACAUACUGCACAGCCUGGAGCAAGCUCAUAGCACGUAUUCACAAGCUUUCAUUCACGUACACAGGGACAUCGGUAAAGCUAUCGUGGACACAGAACAUUGUCUGGUGUAUUUAAGCACUCUGCGGCCGUGGUUCCUGCAGCUGCAACAAGCCUACUCCCCUGACACACUGCUCAAGCUGUUCCCUCCGCUAAUGACCACUCUCUCACUCGUAUGGCAAUACUCCGGUGUGUAUUGCCACGCUCCCCACUUCCAGCGACUGUUGGGACUGGUGGCCAACCAGGUGACCCUAAAGGCUAGGGACAUCGUUGGGGGAGAUAUUUUGGAGCAGCCUGAAGAGAGUCUGGCCCACUUGAAACUGGCUCUUCGCGUAUGCGCUGCCUUCAGGGGCUGUUACCUUGACUACCGGGAGAAGUCAGAGGUCAUCUCUGUCAAGCACAAGGAACGCUUUGAGUCAAUGAAGUUACAAGGUGACACGUCACAUGAUCAAAACAGAGUACAGCAGAGUGGAGGUGCGGUCUUGUGCCCCUGGCCCCCCAGAAAUGCCCCCGUGUUUGUAUCGUUGAGCUCGUUCAUGGAGAGAUGUAAUGACUUGUUUGAACUAGUGCAAACAGUACAAGACUUCAGAGAGUUGGAGGCUGUUACUUAUGGUGACAGUGACUCCUGUCGUCAUGGCGGUGACCCCCUCAUCACUGACAUCUACUCUGAGUUUACUGCAUGUCUACAACAACUAACUCAAGGAGCGAAGGGCUUGUUGGACCUUGACCCUGAUUCUCAUUUUGAAGAGAGUUUCUUUCUCUUUCGCUCGACUGUCAAGUCCCUGGAAGAGCAGAUGGUGGGGAGCUUGGUGUCUGCAUUUGAUGGUGCUCCCUCCCUCCCAGCUUCACUGAGGGUGUUGGAGCUAUAUCAGGGGGUGGUCAGGAGGGAUCACAUCAAGGUUAAACUCACUAACCAAAUUGAGAAUAUUCUCUCAACAAUGCUCUCGGACGUCAUCAGUGUAUCUGAACUUCUCUCCAUGCCACGCCCACCCCCUCUUCCUCACACGCCUCCUGUCGCCUGCAAGUUGCUAUGGCUACAUGCCCUGAAGGAACGUGUGUGUGGUCCGAUGGACAGAGUGAGGCAGUUAGCCUCGGAGAUACUGGAGGGGGACAGUGGGUGGAGACUGAGGCAGGCUCACGGCCAAGUGGUCAGCACUAUUGACAGCCUGAGUGCGAGCACAAUGACUGAGUGGUGUGAGAGUGUGCCCUCUGGGUUGCAGAAAUCACUCCGGUGGAAUAUUCUGACACGAGACUCAAGUGAUAGAAUGGUUGUAAACUUUGACCCCAAACUCAACGAGGUCCUGUCGGAGGUUCGUUACCUCAGGGGCUCCCCCCUCUGUCUCCGCCCUCCCCCCCACCUAACUCAGUUGGCACGGGAACUCGACUACAGUGAACUCAAACACAGGCAAACCAGUUUACAGGUGGUGGUCCAGACGUACAAUGAAAUCCUCGAGGGGUUGUCACACGUAGAGAGAAAUCUCUUCCAACACAAACUACAGCAGACGGAACAACUGCUGUGCGGAGGGCUGGACCAAUUGGAUUGGACGAGUGUGACUUUCCCGGACUUUAUCGCCAAAUCACGAGCGGUGGUGUGUGUCGACCUGCAGAGCACUCUCCAUGAAGUACAUCGUCACAUGAUGUCAGUGGGGGCGUGUGUGGAGGCAUGGUCAAGAGUUGGCGGGCUGGACGUAUUUGUAGCCGGAGAGAAUAGGACUGAACUGAAGUAUCUGGAGAGAAAGAAUCGGCAAAUCCUCGAGUCCCUUCAAUCGACCCUCCCCCCAUCCGUCCAGCGAAUCUCAUCCCAUAUUGACCACACCUUCUCCUGUAUUGACGAAGCAUCUCAAGAAAGCCCAGCCUGGGCUACUUACCUGUGUCAUAUCGACACUUUAGUACGGGCAGGCCUAAAACAAAUGGUUCUCAAUGCAAUAUCUUCGCUGGUGCAACGAGCCAAUCGUUACGAACAGGGGCAUCCCAUUUCCCCCCUCGUUACCGUGGAGCUUGAGUUGCAAGCAUCGGACGUCCAAUUUUCGCCGCCACUAUCGACACACUCUGCCAUAGUGUCAGUGCCUGAGGCUGUUCACAAGUGGAUUGAGGAAUAUAUCGGAUUGGCCAAACUUGUGCCGAGGUUUGAGGGCGUGGCUGGGGCAGGGUCAUGCUUCGAGGCUUUGUGUGGGGAUGCUGAGUUGAAGAGUGCUGUUAGCAAGAUCAGCGCACACUUGGAGACUAACGCAAGGCAUUGUCAGUCACUGAGGAAGAGGUUCACGCUGUACUCGUUUCUAUGGGAACAGGAUGUCUCGGCCACGUUUUCUGAGUUCCUCCAGGGGACAGCCCCCCCGCACCCUCGUCGCUUCACACGACCCGAGACUGUGCGAUCACGAGCGUCCGCCAGAGUUCACAGUGGGAGGCCACGCAGCUCCACACAGAGUCAGGCCACACUGCCUAGCAGUCCGGAGUCCAACCUCCUGGGAGUGAUGGGCGUGUCAGACUGGGACUUUCUCCGCCCACCCUCUAACCCCCCGGACGAGGACGAUAGUAAGAGACCCUCGCUGGACGAUUUUGACGGAGAAAUUGCCGUCUUCCAGGGGGUGCUGGAUCGGCUGAGUAAUAUUGAAGAUGUUGCGGACGUGGGUUGGGUGUGUGUAGAUCAGCGUCCAAUCAAACAAGCUCUCUGUUCCCUCACUUCAAAAUGGAAGCAUGUCUAUGCCAGCCAUCUGGAGAGACAGGUUGGUUUCGUGCUAUCUUCGUUAGACCAGUUUUUUACGGAGGUGGAGCCAGAGGUGGAGCUUAUCUCCGGGGAGGAGAGUGACACACACGCCUUCAUGAGACUCAUGAACAUCUUUAACAAAGUCAACAAUCAACAGCUGGAGAUGGACACAAAGUUUGGAGCUGUACAUCGCGCUGUUCUUAUUCUCGACAAGUUCGACUGUCAGUUGUCACAAGCAAUCAGGAGCAAGUUCAACGCUGCUCCACAAAGGUGGUCCAAUCUCAAGAAACGAGUAGCCCUAGGCAAGCAAAGAGUUGGUCCGCGUAUCCAAGCAAAAGGUGACAUCAUCUCGCAAGAUCUGACUAGAUUCAGAGAGAUCUUCGCUAACUUCAAAGCCAGCUUUCUCGCUAGCCAGUGUAUACAUCACGACUGCUCAAAAGAAGAGGCUUUUGGCCUGGUCGCUGGGUUCACUAAGCAGUUGAGGUCUCUUCAGGCCCAAGCACAGGACCUGAUUGAGUUGCAGGAGCUCCUGGAGACCUCUGUGUUUAACUUCUCGCUGCUCAAAGAAUUUGAAGAAGAGUUGUCCACUCUGCAAGAGCUAUGGAAGUUAUCAGAUUCGAUUGAGUCACUCCACUCCACGUGGUACCCCCAGUGCUGGUCAGACGUGGACUCCACCCAACUGCUCGUCGGGACGGAGGGAGAGUUGGACCAGCUGUCAGUGUUGCCACAAGCCAUAGUCACCGACUGGGACCUCUAUCAGCACAUAGUCGGACAUGUGUCCACUGUACAGGCCAAUGCUCCCGUUCUGGAGAGACUUAGGAGUCCGUCUAUGAGGCCUCGCCAUUGGAAGCAGGUGCUCAAGUUGGCACGCAGCGGCACAUCUCAUUUCCUCAGUAGAGGAGGGACGUUCGAUGUCAGUCUACUGGAGGAGCUGACAUUUGGACAGUUUUUGGAUAUGACAUUACAUGAGCAUGCUGCUGAAGUGGAUGCUUUAGUGGAUAGAGCUAACAAGGACAUUGCUAUAGAGUCUCUACUCAACACGUUUGAGGAGGUGUGGCUUAGCAAGCACUUUGACCUUCAGCUACAUCAGAGAGUAGCCGACACUGGAGGUCAAGAGACUCUGUCUGAGUUAGCUAUGGAACAGUCCAGUGGCACACCGAAGUCACGAGCACCCUCCACCACACGAGUCGCGUCCGGUGUGAGGCGUGUGGGAGGUGGGGCUGCGUCCAUCACGCUACCCACCACCCCCGGGCACAUGGUGAUGGGGAAAAUCCCUCUCCUCUGCAACACUGGAGGGAUAUUUGAAACACUGGAAAGUCAUCAAAUGUCUCUACAAAGCCUCGAGGGCACAGUGGCAGCUGCCUCAUUUGCCGACGACCUCCAGAAAUGGCACAAGCAGUUGCAAACCAUCGAAGCAGUGCUCAGAGUAUGGCUGAAAGUGCAACUGCUUUGGACUCAGUUGGAGGGGGUGUAUGGUUCCACUGAGGUGUCGACCCACCUCCCAGGCCACGCCUACACUUUCUCCACCGUAGACUCUGAUUGGAGGGAGCUAAUGAUGGGCGUGGCACGGAACACUGCCGUCAUCUCUGUAUGCCUCAAGGACGGCCUGCUGCCGAGCCUGGAGAAGUUCCACUCUAGUCUAGUAGACUGUCAGACGGCGCUGGUCCGCUACGUCGAGGGUCAAAGGGUCAAGUGCCCGUGGUUCUACUUUCUUCCUCUCGAGGACAUUCUACAGUUUAUGUGUUACGGCUCUAGUUUGGACCAGUUUAGUGCUCAGAUUCACAAGUUGCUUCCUCACGCCUCUGCCCUCGUGUUUACCAACAACCUGGGACCGGCGUCUACUGGCCAUACCCCCAGCCACCCCCGCACAUAUGGUAUACAUCAAAGCAAGAUAUGCGGCAUUGUUAGUACAGUCGGAGAAAGGCUUGAUCUUGUACAGGCUGUGUCAUGUGACGGUCCAGUGGACAUGAUAAUCUCCAAGCUAAUGGCCUCCGUCUCGUCCACCCUCCAAUCGCAACUAAGCAACGUAAUCACCAAGUUUAUCACGCCCAGUCCGUCCCACAAGCAACCAAUCGAAUCGCUAUCUAAUCUCCCCAAUCUCUGGAAGAGCAAUAAAGUGUCAACACAAAUCUCUAUACUGGGCACGCAAAUAUCACUAGAAAACAAUCUAUCCAAGGCCAUCGAAAAUUCUCAGAAAUUGUCCGAAUUUCUCUCGGAAAUAAACUCACUUUUGAACACUGUGUCAGAUUUGAUUAAAGGUUCUCCGACUAAUGUUAGUCUGCCUGAGGUGUUAAUGUCAGGGUCUAGUCAGAUCUGUCAGGAUAAUAUGGAGUCCAACAUUGCGUUGAAAGACAGCGUGUCCAAUAUGUCGGCUGUCGAUAGUACAAGUAACAGUGGCGUAUUUGGUGAACGAGUUCAAAUGAACAACAUGUACGGUAUUUCAAAAUACCAGCUUGUCAAGUUGCAAAACAUACAACUUGUUCUUUUGAAUUACAAACUCAAAGCUGCGAUAUUUUUGGAAUUGGAAUCAAAUUCAACGUUAAAAGAUUCUUUUGAGUGGCAAUCGAUGCUACAUUACGAGUGGUUACCACGGGAACAGAAAGCGUCGAUAACGAUACUUGGUACCCGAUUGAUGUACGGUUAUCAAUACACUGGUAGCUCAUCACGUCUCUUGCUCACACCUCUCCUGGAGAAGACUCUGUACUCGUUGUUACAGGCCAUUGGGACUGAGGGCGGGGCUGUGCUCACUGGAGAGGAGGGUUCUGGUAAGAGCUCGCUAGUUCGUGAGCUAGCUGUGACAUCUGGUCGAUUGUUAUUCACCGUGAGGUGCUCCCCUCUCACCAACGUGGCAGCUGCUCUUGCUGCUGUCAAGGGGAUGAGUGCUACAGGAUCAUGGCUCCUCCUCCAUUCUCUUGACACCCUCACACCCUCCGUCCUACAAACUGUGUGCAGUCUACUGGCCAGCAUCCAUCACGGCAGGCUCUCCCACUCGACUAGCAUACAAUGGAUGAAGACCAGUGUAGCUCUAGCGACUGACCCUCCUGGAGCUUGCUUUGCAACUAUGUCUUGCUCUAAACAGAAAAACUUUCCUAGUACACUACUCGACUAUUUUCAAACUUGUAGUGUGAGCACGCCGGAUAGAAUGGUUGUUUUAGAGGCUCUGUUUCUUGUGAACGAGUUCAAUAAUUCAAUUCAGCUUGCACAACUAUUGGACAAAAUUUGCCUUUCAAUUGAAGAGCUUUUCGGUGACUUAGACUCAGGAAAAUCCGCACAAAAUCCUUUCAAUCUUGGCUUGCACAAGCUCAAAGCUAUUGUAUCGCUUGCCCGUAAGCACAGUAAAGACUUGAUAGGUCUUGGCCUUCUAGCAACAGAUGGAGAGCCUACUAUGAAUAAUAAUCUCAAAAUGCCAAGUAUGGUCUACUCUGAAAUGUCCUUUAGUACCCAGCGAGCUUCUCUUAAGUUUAGAGCCGGUAGUGAAGACAACGAUUCGGAACCGCUCACACGACCAAUUCUUGAAGAAUUCUCUCUCCUUCUGGCACUAAAAGACACUCUCUUACCGUCUGUAUGUCCCGAGAGCAAGGAGUAUGACAUCAUAGUGACGCUAAUCUCCGAGCUCUUCCCAGGCUUCGAUUUGAUAGGAUUGCUCGACCACGAGGGAAAAGUGAGGGAGGGGCUGACGCUUAAGGCAGCUAGCGUGUCUGGUGCUGGGGAGAGUGCCAGAGAGUCUAGGGCUGCCAGUGCUAUGCAGAAUGUACUAGAUGACAAUCAGACCAGUGAAGCUGGUGGCACGCUGGAGGAUCAGAUUGUAGUCAGCUGUCAGCUUCAGCAACUCGUCCCAACCGUCCCCUUCCAAACAGCUGUGUCACAGUUAGUGACGCUGGUUCAAUCGAAUCGGUUCACCGUGGUCAGUGGUCCCAGUUGUAGUGGCAAGACCUCCAUCAUUCAGGUGGCUGCUGACACUCUCUCCCAGAUUCCCACGUCUGGCCCCGUCUCCGUGACUACCCUAGUUACCGAGGCAAUGAGAGAGGAGCAGCUGCUCGGCUACCAGGACAAGGAGAAGGGUACAUGGGUGGAGGGUCUGCUCCCUCAUACACUCUCCUCCCUCCGGCCCGGCUCCUGGGUUGUGUUGGAGGGUGCUCUCUCCCCAGCCCAACUGGACAGCCUGUUGGCCUGUGAUGGUGAUGGUCCACUGCACCUCAGUAAUGGACAGUGUUUGACAGUGGACCUAUCAAUCAGGUUUAUUAUGGAGGUAACUUCACUUUCGUCUUUGACUCCCUCCUCUGUCGGCCGGAUUGCAACCCUUGACCUCUCUGUCGGCACUGUUACAGGGUCAGAGGUCAUGAGCAGAUGGCUCGGCAUGCAACCAAGCUCCUCCCAUUUUAAACAGAACGCCCCUGCCCUACACAUCCUCUUUGACAAGUAUACUCCUAAAGUGCGAGAAUUUAUUCAGCCAGCUCUGAGUAGUAGUAGUAUUGGUGGGUGUGAUGUCAUUCAGGGGACGUCUAGCAUCUCAUUAGUCAAUGGUGUGAGCGUGUGCAGAUUACAAGGACAAGAACCGAGAUUAUCAGAGGUUCAUCUGAUGCAGUCACUCUGUCGGAUAUUGGAGUGUCUGCUAUCUAAUGAAGCCAUUACUAGCGAGCUAUCUACCGAUUAUUUGGAGCGAGGCUUCGUGUAUGCAAUAAUCUGGUCAUAUGGAGGAUUCUUAAACGCUCACAACAAGACCAUUUUCGAUCAAUGGUGGAGGGGAACAUUCGAUACUCCACUACCAGAAGACGGACUACUAUGGGAUUACAAUCUGACGUCUGAUUUGACACGGUUCAGUACGUGUACUGUUAAUGCAGCCCCAGUGACAAGGGAUAAUCGACCAUCAUUUGUUCCAACCGUACGGUCGCAAUCGUUUCAACGCAUCAUCGGUAUCCUACACAAACAAGGCUUCCCUGUGCUUUUAAGUGGUGCCAAUGGAACAGGUAAAACUUUGUUGCUGUUGAAUCAGUUCGACGAGUAUUGUAAUAGUUCCGAUGCCUCACUACUUCAUCUCUACGUUAACCAGUCGACCAGUGCACAGAGCUUGUGGGAACAGGUUGUAGAGUGUCUGGAGUGGCAGUGGGGCCGGAGGUACACUCCACGGAGGAUCAAGAAACUGGUCUGCUUUGUAGACGACAUCCACAGCACACAGUGUACUAGUGCGAGUGAAUUCAUCAGGAGCCAUAUUUCCAGCGGAGGAUUUUCCGACCCACGUACAGGGAAGACUCACACCAUCUCGGAUGUCAGUUACAUAGUGACAGGUCACCUUGACAACCAGAGUGGGGGUGUGGUGGGCGGGAGACUACUCAAACACUUCAACGUGCUUCACUGGGACGGAUACAAGAGUGGUCAAGUGUGUACCAUAUUCGGAUCUGUACUGGAAUCAGCCUGUGUGAAUGUCGACUCUGAGACGAUUGGCCGUCUGGUUGCCAUGGCAAUACAGGUUCACAGGCGGGUGGAGGGCAUGUUCCUGGCCACCCCAGACCGACUACACUACGUAUUCUCCAUGACAACCAUAGCGGCUGUGUUUAGACACCUUGUAACUAGACUGAAGACCUCCCCCGGGGGGCAGUGUGACCUGCUCAGGGAAUGGGUGAGGGCGGGCUGGUGGGAGUACGCUGCUACCAUGGCAACUGAGGUCGAUAGGGAGAGGUACUGCGAGAUGGUUUCUCACGCCCUCAAAAAGUUCUUCAAUCAGCACAUUAAGCUCCCUGAGUUGCUGUCCGAGAGCUCGGUGAGGUUACCAGCUGACGAGGUGGUGGGUGUUCGAGGGAAACUAGCUCACCAGCUGGAGGAGUACAACACGUCACAUCCCGCCAUUCACAUCAACCUCUACGAUUCCACAAUAGAGGAGGUUACUCGUCUCUGCGAGGUCCUGGCGUCUUCUCAUGACAUGGCCCACACCCUCUUAUUAGGCCACACCCACUCUGAGCCACUCGUCCAAUUAGCCGCUCUCCACACGUGUCACACACUCACACAACCAUCACAGCACUUCAGCUCCACCCUCCUCACAACCUCCACUCCCCACGGGAUUUCUCCGUACUCAUACCAACUUGAAAAUUUACAGAAAGACUUGGUCCGUAUUUAUACCACAGCUGGCGUCAAAAAUGAAAAGAUAGUUUUACUAUUGACUGAGCAAGAGUUACUACACGAAGGAUUUCUUACUUUUGUUUAUCAGUUUGUAAAGGGAGGUGCUAUUUCACCGAUGUUUUCCAAAGAGGAGGAGUCUCGUAUUGUGACAGCUGUUCGUUCUGAUCUAGCCCAGAGUGGUCUGGCAUUCACCGUAGAAACGGCUUGGGGCUUCUUCCUAAGGCGUGUGUGUAGCAAUGUGCGUGUGGUCCUAUCCCUCCCCCGGCUAGCAAACAGUCUCCUCUCUGGCUGCACUAAGUGGAGGGAGCUGCUCGGUUGCCUGAGGGUCUGCUAUCACCUGCCCUGGGAGAGGAAGGAACUGGUCGACGUGGCGAUGCAUCAUCUCAAAGAUUGUACGUUCUUGUCUGAUCGUCAUAGUGAGGGACUGGCUCACCUGUUGGCCUCCGUGCACUUGCACCUGAGGAAAAGACCUGAUACUCACACCUCCAACACUGCGUACCAAUACUUCACUGAGAGGUUUGUCCAUCAGUUAACUGUGACUCAUGCUGCCAUAGAGAUCAGAUCCAGCCAGGUAGCUGCAGCCCUGGCAACCGUCAGCACGGCACAGGCCCAAGCAGUCGCACUGGAGGAGAGAAUCGGUAAAGAGGAAGUCAUCCUCUCUGAAAAGAAAGGGGCAAAUUUGAAGCUCCUGGUACUGAUUGGACAAGACACGGCCAUCUUGAAACAGCAUAGCAAGCUGCUCUCUAAACAGAGGGAGAGGAUUAGCCAUCUAAAGAAGGUGAUCCCAGAGUUUGAGCACGCCUGUGACCUCUCCCUUCAAGACAAAGCCGACAUAAUCACCUCCUCACAGCAACUGGUACUAAACAUUGACCAGAGUGGUCUUUGUGAACUAAGGACUGUACUGCGACCUCCGGAGGAAAUGGAGCAGCUGCUGGUGGCUGUUAUCAGUAUCAUCAAGGGACCCACAGCCGAUAUAACGUGGACCAAGGGUGCAAAGAGACUGAUGGCCAAUCUAGACAGAUUUUGUGAACUCCUGAUGGAGUAUGGAGCGUGCGAGGAUAACUCAGACCUAGUCCUUGAGUCCUUGGAGCCCCUCAUGCGGCAACCCUCCUUCAGCCCUCAGGCCUUCACACAGUACCCUGGGGGCAAGGCAGCUGCCCAACUAUGCUCCUGGGUACAAGGUGUGCACUCCCUCCACUCUACACUGCAGACCAAAAUACGCCCACUACAAAAUAAGAUAUCGACUAUGCAAGCUUCGCUGAGCGAGUACACUGAUAGGUUGAAAAGUCAAGAGAAUAAGAUACGGGUUUUGGACGAGCGCUUAUCGGGACUGAGCGUUGCCUUGGAGACAGCGUCGGUGGAUAAAAGCCGACAGGGUGAUCUGGUGAGGGCCAUGCAUAGAAAGUGGGGGCACACCAAAGAGUUCAUCAAGACCCUCUCUGGUGCACAUACUGACUGGUUGUCCCAAUCCACCGAUGUCACAGCUGCACUAUCCAAAGCCAUGGGAGCCUGUUGUCUGUCCGUGUGUCUAGCCGUCUACCUCAGUCCUCUCCCCCCUCACACGCAACUGGACGCCAUUAACCAACAGAUUUUACCCGUCAUGAGAGAGCGAGGGAUCGAGUUAUACUGGCCAGAGACAGAUCAAUACCUGUCUGCAUUUGUGAGCAAAAAUCCCACCGAAAAUAACACCGAUAGUCAUAAUAAUGACAGUGUAUCUUGCAGUGUUACACAAGUACAAUCGUACUCUGACCUUGCACAAGCUAUAGUCUCCACCCUGGCUACGAGGUCGUUUACGGAUAGCUGGAUGGGUGGGUGUGGUAGCGUGUGUCAGCUGAUGGGACUCUGUCUGAUUGAGCAGUCUUGGCAUCGAUGGCCUCUCGUGUUUGACCCUCAGGGCCUGGCCGGGAGGUGGAUAAGAACAGCUGUUGGGGAGACACUGGUUACUUUGGACGGGGACAAUAGGUGUGGCAAGUUCUAUCAGAGCCUUGAGGCUGCGCUAGUGAGUGGUGGGUGUGUCCUAGUGGAGCACUUCCCCUGUACCCCCGCUGACCCAUCCCUACACCCCCUCCUCAGCCUCAGGCACUCCUGGAGGAAUGGAGUCAACGUGGUGCAGCUGUGUGGUCACCGUAUACACGUCCACUCCUCAUUCAAACUCUACCUCACGACAACCACACCCCUCUCUUCGCUAACACCCAGUCUCCGUGACGAUGUAACUCUAAUCUCAUUGGACGUCUCGCACCCUGUCGCCGUUGACCUCCUAUUGAGUACAGCUUUGGAGAAAUUGGGAGGCCAAGAAUUUAUGGAAAAAGUUGAAAGAUCGUGUGUAGGUGUGGCCUCGUGUAAGGAACAGCUGGCUAAUUUGGAGGGGGUGCUCCUGAGUCAGCUGCCGACCAAUGGGAAGGACCCAGUGUACGUAGUCUGUACUGAGAGAAUUGCUGCCACCGUGGACAAGAGUAAUCAAGUAUCCUCUGAGCUUCAGUCUCACCUUAGUGCUCUCCAUCAGCUCUUUAUCAGACGAUCUAAGCUCCGCCCACUAGCCCAGCAUGCCGCAUUAACGUACACCCUCCUACAACAACUUGCUGACUCAGCACCUAGGUAUGCCCAGAACUGGGUCAGUUUCACGAAAGUAUUCAAGACAUCGCUGGAUGGAAAGACAGACGUUGCCGUGGGAGACGUCAUAUCAGAGGCCAUACAAACGUUUAACGAGAGUCUGCUUCAAGAUACCUUCAGGUACCUGGACCAUCACCACUGGACCAGUCUGGUUACCGUCCUCUCCCUGCUGUCUCGCUAUCGACCACACCCCUCCAACACUCCCCUACUAGCAGACCAGCUAGACUACCUGCAACACAGCCGAUCGUACUUCGAUGAAGAAACAGACCUCAAUGUGAUGGACUUACCAACCCCCCCUCCUUGCAUCCCUCUCGAGCUAUGGACGCUCUUGCACAAGCUGCCUCUACCUGUGACCUACUUUGAGAGUGUCUUACAAACCACGCACAGUCACACUGAGUUCUGGGAAUCGGUUAGUAGCGAUACAUGUAAUAUUGGAAUCGACAAUUUCCCAUGGAAAUCUACAAAAAUCGAUUCUACGUGUACCGGAAUUGAAGAUUAUGUUAUUCUCAUGUGCAUUUCCGAAGACAGGUGUAUGAGUAGUUUGAAUGCUCUAGCUUCAUCUCUGCUUAAGGCUGUGCAUGUACCCUCGCUAGAAGCUGUACUGGCGGAGGGGAUGGUGGCAAAGAAGCCAUUGUUGCUGUUUUACGAGCGAGAGUCGAUGGUGUCACAAGUUAACCAUGGCAACCUGGAGGCAACACUCAGGAAGACACUAAAGGGCAAGAGCUUCUCUACUCUCAAGAUGGGCUCUGACACGGAGGAGCUAGCUACUGACCUCCUCACUCACCCAUCCUCUGACUGUCUCCUACUAGAGGACGUACACUGCUCACCACAACACUGGACCAAGCUGCUGCCACUCUAUAUCAGACAAGCUAUCAGUACAGGUUGUCAGCUUGUGUUCACUGCAUCUACCGAUUCCUCCGACUUUCCCCGCGAGUUCAUAGAAUCUUGUCAGACCCUACUGCUCUCAAAGAUGGCUACCACUUCUACUAAAACCAUUCCCAAGAGAUUAUGGAUGUCUGAAGCACUCAGUCACGGGCAGUUACUCAAAAUCUGUCUGGCAAGUAUCCCCGAAAAUUUGAUAUCUAAAACGAGUCAGCUAAAAGAAAAAGCGAAACCAAUCGUAUUCAAUCUAUCAGUCUUGCACGUAGCUGUCAUGAACAUUCGAACUUCGAAAAUACCGUGUACUUUCAAUAACCUACUGCGAUGUGUGUCUACACUACUGGCUUUGAGUGCUGACAUUUUGAGCUGUGUAGUGCUGACUGUUCGAGAAGUGUAUAAUGGCUGCUUGCCUUUGAGUGAAUUGAAUCGUUUCGUUGCCGUGUGUUUGUCUCAAGAGAGUUGUGUUCCUGGAGCCACGCUGGUGCUAGGAGAGGGGGUGGAGUUCACAGUACCCCCUCAGGGGGUCGACCCUGCUUGUUAUGGGGAGCAUGUGACUGAUCACACAGGAGAUGGAGAUCCUUUGAUAAAAUGGACUGAUUUCUGUGACGGUAUUGACGUCUUGCUGCUCCCACUACUGGACCACCUCCCCACAUUCCACACCGCCCCCUCCACCCCACUCACACCCUCACACUCCACACCCUACAACACAGCACGAAGCUUUCUAGCUACUCUAGACUACGUCAGUGAGAAUCUACCAGCCUCCAUUGAUGUGGGUGUGUCAGGGGGUGUUCCAGUAGGUGUGGUCUCACAGCUGCCAUCUACCCAGAAAUACAACCACUUCAAGUUGGAGAGGCUGUGCUCUCAGUUCAACGAGACUUUGAUUGGUAUUCGAGACAGGGACCUCCCCGCUCUCUCCCGCUACUCUAGGGUGGAGUUUGACAGUCUCCCCUCCUCCCUCACAAGUACGCUGGCCUCGCUACAGAAUGGGGUGUGGCCUCAGGAGUGGAGAGUGGUACCGGGUCAGGAUCAACUCUCAUUGAACGAUGGCAUUCAAGAGUUGAAGGUUGCCAUGGAGAAACUGUCUCCACUCGUCAAUUGACUCAACACUAAUUAUUGUAGCUAGUCAUUAUAAUUACGAGAAACUAAUAUUUUUUGACCUCAUCAAUUUUUUUUAUUCAAGCAAAAUAAUUAUUAGAAUAAAAAGCACCGCGGGUGCUGAUGCCUCGGUGGAGGUACCAAAGCUAUAUACAUUAACAUAAAACUACUAAUAUAUAGCUAGUUUUUAUACAAAUAUUUAUAUCAUGAACAUUUUUAAUUUUGCA
Molecule: messenger RNA, 14526 nt
Organism: Halichondria panicea
Lineage: Eukaryota; Metazoa; Porifera; Demospongiae; Suberitida; Halichondriidae
Product: dynein beta chain, ciliary-like
Exons: 61
Coding region: 126-14303 (4725 amino acids)
Biological process (GO): cilium movement involved in cell motility
Cellular component (GO): axoneme; dynein complex; 9+2 motile cilium
Molecular function (GO): minus-end-directed microtubule motor activity; dynein light intermediate chain binding; dynein intermediate chain binding
Source: RefSeq, a predicted model, not a curated record